Lachancea dasiensis is the source of this 1029-nucleotide messenger RNA. The record is from the annotation of a GenBank genome assembly. NCBI's taxonomy places the organism in Eukaryota, Fungi, Ascomycota, Saccharomycetes, Saccharomycetales, Saccharomycetaceae.
AUGCGAAAACCUAUAAUCCUCCGUCUCGGAAAAGUAAAUUAUGCACAUGAUGCAUGGGAUAAGUUAAAUAGGUUGGCACACGUCGUUACUAUACCGGACAAUACGACCCGAUCAGAAUUUCUGCAUAUGCUUAGCAGAUCCGAUAGCGUAUUGUCAGAAGUACAAAUCAUAGCUCGGACUUAUUUUAGUGUUGAACAAACCGGUUUGUUUGAUAAAGAAUUAAUUGAAUUGUUACCUGCUUCCACGAAAGCUAUAUGCCACGGCAGUGCAGGAUACGACCAAAUUGACACAGACGCCUUGAAAUCCAGAAGGAUUCAGUUAUCUAAUGUUCAAGGAAUUGUAAAUGAGGCUACAGCCGACACACACGUUUUUUUUGUUGCUGAGCGCCUUACGAAAUUUCGAGCUCGGGCGACGUUUGCUUAUGGAGGGUACCUGGCCAAGCCGUGGGAGAGCUGCAGGUGCUCCAAUUGGGCACGAUCCUAGGGGUCGAAUUGUUGGUAUCUUGGGCCUUGGGGGUAUUGGAUCCGAGAUUGUCAAACGUCUCCGUCCGUUUGGAUUUCGAAACAUUAUUUAUCAUAACAGGAAUAGGCUGCCACCAGGUGAGGAGCAUGGGUGCCAGUACUCUACCUUGGAGGAAUUACUAGAAAAGUCCGAUAUCAUAUCUAUCAAUAUCCCGCUUAACAAACUUACCCACCAUUUUUUGACGAGAAGCUCAUACGCAAAACCAAGCCUGGGGUUGUACUAGUCAACACAGCUCGUGGUGCGAUCAUUGACGAAGUGGCCCUAAUGAAAGCACUAGACUCGGGACAAGUAGGCUCAGUAGGGUUGGAUGUGUUCGAAAAUGAACCUAAUGUUUGUCGCGCCUUGCUGACAUCUCCAAAAGUAACUAGCUUACCUCACAUGGGAACAUAUACUUAUGAAACUCAGAAAGAGAUGGAAGAAUCUGUUGUAAGAAAUAUCAGCAGUGUGAUAAAAACUGGGAAGGUCGCCACCAUAGUACCAGAGAUGAGAGCUGAAUUUUGGAGCUGA